Propithecus coquereli (Coquerel's sifaka) is the source of this 1881-nucleotide messenger RNA. RefSeq names its product transformer 2 alpha homolog (Drosophila) (gene TRA2A). The transcript is spliced from 8 exons. Bases 218 to 1060 code for a protein of 280 amino acids. Lineage: Eukaryota; Metazoa; Chordata; Mammalia; Primates; Indriidae. Gene Ontology annotation, cellular component: spliceosomal complex. The record is from RefSeq and is a predicted model, not a curated record. Gene Ontology annotation, molecular function: RNA binding. Gene Ontology annotation, biological process: positive regulation of mRNA splicing, via spliceosome.
GGCCCGCCCCCUGACGUCGCGCACUGGGGAGGCCUGAAGGUUUCUGGCGGCGCCGGCGCCAUUUUGCUGGGGCCUGCGACCGAGUGGGAGUGGAGUGGAGUGGCCGUUGUUGCCGACUCUCUUCUCCUCCCCACGGUCCAGUCAGCGGGUUGAUCAGGCCAUCGGCCCUCGAGCCGAGACUGUCUCUUAUUUAGUUCUGGGGGAGUGCCUGGCCGACAUGAGUGAUAUAGAGGAGAACAACUUCGAGGGCAGAGAGUCUCGCUCUCAGUCAAAAUCUCCAACGGGAACUCCUGCUCGUGUAAAAUCGGAGAGCAGGUCAGGAUCUCGUAGUCCAUCAAGGGUUUCCAAACACUCUGAAUCCCAUUCUCGAUCAAGAUCAAAAUCCAGGUCAAGGUCAAGGAGGCAUUCUCAUAGACGUUACACUCGAUCCAGAUCCCACUCUCACUCUCACAGGAGACGAUCUCGAAGUAGGUCAUAUACACCAGAAUACCGGCGACGAAGAAGCCGAAGUCAUUCUCCAAUGUCUAACCGGAGAAGACAUACAGGCAGCAGGGCAAAUCCAGAUCCCAACACUUGUCUUGGAGUGUUUGGCCUCAGUUUGUAUACAACAGAGAGAGAUCUUCGUGAAGUAUUUUCUCGAUAUGGACCAUUGAGUGGUGUCAAUGUGGUUUAUGAUCAGCGAACUGGGAGAUCUCGAGGAUUUGCUUUUGUGUACUUUGAGAGAAUAGAUGAUUCAAAAGAGCAUAUUAUGGGGGUACAGAUGUUUAGGUUGCGUAUGUUGCCCUUGCACCCCCCAAAAGUCCAAGUUUCAAGCGUGUCCAUCCCCCAGAUGGUACGCUUUGCACUCUUUCUUAGUGGUGGCGGUGGUGGUGGUGGAGGUGGCGGCGGAGGUGGAGGUGGCGGCAGACGUCGAGAUUCUUACUAUGAUAGAGGAUAUGAUCGUGGGUAUGACAGAUAUGAAGACUAUGAUUACCGGUACAGAAGAAGAUCACCUUCUCCUUAUUAUAGUCGUUACAGAUCACGAUCAAGAUCUCGUUCCUACAGUCCAAGACGCUAUUGAUAAUGGAAUGGUUGCAGUUGGGAACAUUUUUUUCUCUUUAUUUUCUUUUUUCUUUCUCUUUUUUUCUGUAAUUCUGGAUUUCCCCACGCUUCUGAUCCUUCCUACUCCUUAAAAAAAAAAAACCUUUAAAAAACUCUGUGGUUUAUUCAGCAUCUACACUUUUGUCAAUUGUGUUGUUUUCCACCCUUUUAUUGUACUCUUAAAGAUGUAAUUGUUGUCAUUUGAGUAGUUAAACAUCUUGAGUAAAAAAGGAACCCCAGUGUUACGCUUUGUAAAUGAUUUUUCUUUGCUUUCACAGAAGAUAAACUCAUAGCUAAUCACAUGAGGAAAGAAAUGAUCUUUUAAAAGCUUCUUUUGUGUUAGAUACUGUAUUAGAGAUCUGCAUUUGUGACGAGCUCCCUUUUUUUUUAACUUUCUUUCGGGGAAAAUAUUAAUAGUAACACUUGAAGUAGUUCAGUCAUGUCAGGUUUGCCAUGGAGCAGUCAAAUAGUUGAGUUUAGAAAGUUUGAAGCUGUAGAAGAAAACACUUGCCUAUUUGGAAGUACAGAAUUUUUGAACCUUAAAAAUUAAGUCAUUUUUAGAGAUGAAAAGCUCGUGGACUCCUACAAAACAUGUAUUUGAAAUACAUCUGUCAAACCUUAAAAACUUAAAGUGUGAUUUUUGUGUUAAACUUACUGAAGUUUAAGUAUUCCCUUGAUCAGUGAAGGACAACCCUUAUUUAUUACCUAGAGCAAUUGUAUAAUUUGCUGUUAGAAAUUUUGGUACCGGGACAAUGAUUAAGCAGGUUAUUAUUGUAUAGUAGAGAGUCCUUAGAAGAUACA